AUGGCCACCCCCAAUCAAAAAGUCCACCCUUGCCUCUGGUUCGACACCCAAGCCGUCGAAGCAGCAACCUACUACACCACCCUCUUCUCCCAAAGCCCCAACAGCGACAGCAGAGCCUCCUCCCGCAUCACCUCUGUCUCCGGACCCCUUGUCACCUUCACCCUCGCUGGCCACGAGUACUCUGGCCUCAACGGCGGGCCGCUUUACAAACACAGUCCGGCGGUUUCGCUCUUCAUCACCUGCGAAGACCAGGCGGAGAUCGACCACUUCUACGACAGUUUCAUCCGGGACGGCGGGCAGGAGAUCCAGUGCGGAUGGCUGACGGAUAAGUUUGGUGUGUCGUGGCAGGUCGUUCCCAAGGCGCUGAUGGAGAUGAUGAAUGACGCGGAUCAGGCCAAGGCGGGCCGCGCGAGGGAUGCGAUGAUGAAAAGUAAGAAGUUUGAGAUUGCAAAGUUGACGGCUGCGUUUGAUGGAGUCGAACAGUGA
This is a messenger RNA of Uncinocarpus reesii 1704, 486 nucleotides long. RefSeq lists its product as uncharacterized. NCBI's taxonomy places the organism in Eukaryota, Fungi, Ascomycota, Eurotiomycetes, Onygenales, Onygenaceae. The transcript has a single exon. The record is from RefSeq and is a predicted model, not a curated record. The coding region runs from base 1 to 486 and encodes 161 amino acids.